This is a messenger RNA of Hyaloperonospora brassicae, 807 nucleotides long. Lineage: Eukaryota; Oomycota; Peronosporomycetes; Peronosporales; Peronosporaceae. The record is from the annotation of a GenBank genome assembly.
AUGGCCGUCCGACUGCGGCGCUGGAGCGACGUCGAGCCGCGUCGACGGCCCCGACAUCGCGCCGCCUACGCGACUCAACUCGCACCUCCUGCGCCCGCGUCUGCAGACGCUGUGCCACGACGCGCGAGCAGCAGCAGCAGCAGCAACAAACACGUGCCACUGGCGGUGCUCGAAGACGCGCCCGAGUGUGUCAUUUGUCUGGACGAACUCGCAAUGGGCCGCGCGCUGUUCACGGCCGAGUGCGGCCACCGCUUUCACUUCAGCUGUCUGCUCGAGAACGUCAACCACGACGAGGCCAACUCGGACAAGUGCCCCAUCUGUCGGCAGCCGCAGACGCAGUGGCCCGAGCAGACGAAAGGGCUCGUGAAAGCGCACCCCUACUGUACCAACUGCGGCAAACGAGGAUCAGGAGGGCAAUAUUGUGACGGGUGUGGGCAGUCGCUGGCCCACACGCCCACAGCGCAAGAACGCGCCAGAGCCGCUGCCGCUGCUGCCGCUUCCAGGAGCAAUGUCGUGGUCGAGUGCCCCACGUGUCGCAUUCGUUGUCUCGUGAACACGACGGCGCGCGGCACGUUGCAGUGUCCGAAUGGUCACCUCUUCCAGUUGCGUCUGCCACCCACGAUGGGCAAUUCACAUGGCGGACGACAGAGCAUUUCUGGAGGACCGACCGCCUUGACUUCUGGAUCGAGGGCGAUCAUGCGGCAAUGCCCCACGUGCUAUACGCGCGUCCAGAUGCCGCCGGGCAGCCAAGCUGGCCAGUAUAUGUGUCCUCAUGGACACACUUUUUACUUUUCUCCGUUCCAAUAG